Molecule: messenger RNA, 12901 nt
Organism: Rhineura floridana
Lineage: Eukaryota; Metazoa; Chordata; Lepidosauria; Squamata; Rhineuridae
Gene: DCHS2
Product: dachsous cadherin-related 2
Exons: 20
Coding region: 382-10344 (3320 amino acids)
Biological process (GO): homophilic cell-cell adhesion
Cellular component (GO): plasma membrane
Molecular function (GO): calcium ion binding
Source: RefSeq, a predicted model, not a curated record
GCAGCUCAGAGGCGCUGAGGGGAGCAGCCGGAGCAGACUCCUGCAGCAUCAGAAGCAAGCAGCCGCCGGAGCCAAAAAGCAGGGAGCUGCCCUAUCCUGCCUGUCUCCGGCACUUGCUAUUCCCAGCCUCAACUUUUAUGGGCGUGCUGGCGGGAGGCAUCCAAGCCUUUCUUCUCCUGCAACAGAAGGGCUACCACGCACCUAAGCUCGGUGGCAGCUGGAAAAGGACUCAAGGAAGCGAGGGCGCAAAGGCAGGCCGGGCGGAGGCGGUGGUCACUGCGCCUUGGUCCAGCCACAGGCCCGCCUGCUGGGCAGAGAACUAGCCGCAUCACCAGUGACACCGGCUUGGCUUGCCGAUGUGCCAGGCGGCCUGAGAGGAGCAUGGAGCCCCGGCAAUUUGCCCAGGGAGAGAGAAGGGGCCGCCGGAGGGAAGGGGAGCGGCUGAUCUCCGAGCCUGUGGCCGACGGGAGGUGGCUGAUCCCACUUUGGCUCUGCCUGUGCGCUGCCGGGGGUUGCUCGGGACAGGUGUAUAACCUCAGCCUAGCAGUGGACGAAAGGCUGCCAGCCGACACCCUGGUGGGGGACAUUAGCGCGGGGCUGCCCCCAGGCGAAGGGCACCCUGGCGGCUUCUUCCUGUCGGAAGGAAGCGGCGAGUCGGCAGUGUUGGCGGAUUUCCACGUGCACACAGACACCGGCAUCAUCCGCACCGCGCGGCCGCUGGACCGCGAGCGCCGGGCGCGCUACAGCUUCGUGGCGGCCACGCUGCGCGGGGAGAUGGUGCAAGUGGAGAUCACCGUCACCGACGUGAACGACCAUGCACCCCGUUUCCCACGAGAGUCGGUACGACUCAACGUCUCCGAGCUCAGUCCCCCUGGCAGUGCCUUCCGCUUGCCCGCUGCACGGGAUCCCGACGCCGGUAGCUUUGGCACGCAGGGCUACUCGUUGCUGCCGCAGGAUCAGGACACAACUGCGGACAGAGAUCGGGAGGAAAGUCCGUUUUUCCAGUUGCGCUAUGGGAUCCCGCCGGAUACCCUGGAUCUGAUGUUGUUGCGACGGUUAGACCGGGAGCGGGCAGAUACCCACCGGUUGCUGGUGGAAGCUUGGGACGGCGGAAGCCCUCGUCGGAGCGGCCGCCUCCGGGUGGAGAUCCGGGUGGUGGACGAGAACGACAACGCGCCCGCCUUCGGACAGAGUGAAUACCGCGCCCGCGUGCGGGAGGACGCACCGACGGGCAGCUCGGUGUGCCGAGUCUUGGCCACCGACCCAGAUCUAGGUGUCAACGGCGAAGUGCGCUACAGCCUUAGCCGACGCCAGGGCGACCCUUCGGCCGCUUCCUACUUCGAGGUAGAGGAGCGCACUGGGUUGCUCAGCCUGAUCCGGCCGCUGGAUCGCGAGGUGCGCGCGAUCCACCGCCUAGCUGUGGAAGCUCGCGACGGCGGCGCCCAGCCUGAAGUGGCUACCGCCCUGGUGGCCGUGGAGGUGCUCGACGUGAACGACAAUGUGCCCGCCAUCCAUCUGCUCUACCUCACCGAGACCGGGGCCAGCGUCUCCGAGGGGGCCCGGCCAGGUGACUACGUGGCCCGUGUGUCCGUCUCGGACCCAGACGAGCAGGAGGAAGAGGAGAGAAAGGGAGAGGCCGCACCACGAGGCGGCGUGGCGCUGAGCCUCCAGGGCGGCGAAGGCGCCUUCUCGCUGCGGUCCUCGAGCGGCGACAGCGGUGUCUAUUUCCUGUGCGUGGAGGGUCCCUUGGAUAGGGAGAGGUGCGAUGUCUACGAGCUCCGCCUGGUGGCCGUCGACUCGGGCGCGCCGCCCCUUUCCUCGCAACGAGCGCUGGUCAUCCGCGUGGCCGACCUCAAUGACCAGGCGCCCGCCUUCGCACAGCCUCGCUAUCGAGCCGCGGUCUCCGAAGCCGCCUCCCCUGGCACCGUCGUGCUGCGCCUUAGCGCCUCCGACGCCGACGAGCCCGGCUCCCCCAACGCCCAGGUGCGCUACGCCUUGGGUCCCCACCAGACCCAGGGCGCGCUUUUCCACCUCGACCCGCUCAGCGGGGUCCUCAGCAUCCAGGCAGGGCUGGACCACGAGCGGGAAGCGGCGUUGGAGGUGCUGGUGCUGGCCCGGGACUUGGGGGAGCCUCCUAUGUCCGCCUCGUGCCUGGUGAGCGUCAGUGUGGAGGAUGCCAACGACAACGAGCCUGUCUUUGAGCACCGGGUCUACAACGCCAGCCUGGCUGAACACGCCAAGGCUGGAUAUUGUCUACUCCAGGUUAAGGCAACAGACAGAGAUUCAGGAAAUUUUGGCCAUAUUGAGUAUUUUUUGUAUGAUGGAUUCCAUGAUUAUGAAAAAUCAAAAGCAUUCCAGAUUGACCUUAACAGCGGCCACAUAUGUGUGUCACAGGACAUUGACAGGGAAGAGGAUCCAUCUAUAUAUGAUCUCUUGGUGAAAGCAAUAGAUGGGGGUGGGCUAAGCGCUCAAGCCUUUGUUCAUAUAGAGAUAGAAGACAUUAAUGAUAAUCACCCUGUCUUCGACCCAGUGACUUACAUGACGAGCAUCAGCAAUCAUACACAGCCAGGAACAGAAAUCAUAAGUGUUGUUGCUACAGACAAGGAUUCUGGAAUAUAUGGAGUUGUGAUUUAUGAAUUGCUACCAGGUGACCUCUCUUCCCUAUUCACAGUGGAUGCAUCUACAGGAAUCGUUUACCUGAUAUCAGCUCUCAGUAAUGUGGAACAUUCCAGUGUGCUGUUGAUUGUUUCUGCCCGGGAUGGAGGUGGUCUUUUUUCUGUUGUUAAUGCAGUUGUGACUCUGAGGAUCCUGCAAACUGCUGUGGCUCCUGCUGUUUUCGAGAGAUCACGUUACACUUUUUCCAUCCCUGAAGAUGCCCCUGAAGGAAGUGCUGUUGGAACAGUGAAAGCAAGGGAGCCUUUGAAUUUCUUGGAAACAAUUUCUUACAGAAUUUCCUCUGGUGAUCCCUAUGAAAGAUUUUCUAUUGACCCUCAGUAUGGAAUCAUCCGCACCAGGAAACAACUUGACCAUGAAACCCAUUAUCAUACUAUUCUUACAGUGCAGUCGCAGCUGGGAAGCUCCACUGUCCACAGUAGUGCCCAGGUCAACAUAACCGUGAUUGAUGUUAAUGACAACCCUCCAGUGUUUGUGAUGGGAUUUGAUCAGAUAAAUAUAUCGCGAAGCACGGUACCUGGCACAGCUCUUUACAUUGCUCAUGCAGAGGACAAAGACAGUGGGCUAAAUGGGGCAAUCCAGUACACCGUUGUAAGCAAUCAAUCAAGUGCUUUUGCCAUUGAUCCUGUUCUUGGGGUGCUUUAUCUUGCCAAAGCUCUGGCUGCUGAUGAACAGCCUGAACACACAGUAGUACACAUCGCAGCAGAAGAUCAUGGAAGUCCUCCCCUGAGUUCUGUGUUGAUCCUGAGAGUGAUAAUUGAUGAACACAAGGGACGCCCCUCUUUGACUUUUGAAAAUUUGGUGUAUCAGGUGGAAGUCAGUGAGACAGCUCCUGUAGGUGCCAGAAUUCUGCAAUUACAAGCCUGGAAGCUAGAUCUCCAACGUCGUCCUAGGAAUGUUGUGUACUUCCUGGAGCAUAACUUAGAUUCUGCUUCAUUUAGAAUUAAUCCAGAAACGGGUGUGAUUUACCUACAGAAUCCUUUAGACUAUGAACUUAUGCCAACACACAGUUUUAGAGCCUUUGUUGCUAGCACAGCAGACAAGUCAGGGCAAAAUGCAAGUACAUCAGUAAUAGUUAAUGUGAUUGAUGAAAAUGAUAAUUCUCCCGUGUUUAUGAGUGACCCCUAUUUUUUUGAAAUUGAGGAGAGUUCAUUACCCCGAGGUGUGGUUGGCACAAUAGCAGCAAUUGACAAGGACUCUGGGAGAAAUGGGCAGCUCUCCUUUUUCCUCUUAUCAGAUGGAAAAUAUUUCAAAAUCAAUUCCAAUACAGGUGAAAUUAUAAACUGGGUUGCAUUAGACUAUGAGGAGCAAGCUCAGCACCAUCUGUUUGCUCUGGUGACUGACCAUGGAGUCCUGCAACAUAAUGUCACAGUAUCUGCCUAUAUCUCAGUUACUGACGUCAAUGAUAACCACCCAUACUUCCCACAGCUUCUGCCUGGAGCAGAGCUGCAUGUCAAGGUUUUGGAAGGACAACCAGCAGGAACACUGGUUGCCACCAUAUUUGCCAAGGACCUUGAUUCUGGGAACAACGGGUUAGUGUUAUAUUCAUUGUCCUCAGGGGAAAGUUUAGGUCACUUUCAGAUUGACAGCAGCAGUAGUGAGUUAAGAACCACUGAAGCUCUUUUGUAUAAUUGGCAUUCAAGCUAUCGUAUGGUGAUCACUGCAACUGAUCAGGGAAUUCCUCCUCUUCAAGGACAAAUAGUCAUCAACAUUGAGAUAAUUCCACUUCCCAAAGGGAAAUCUGUUCCUUUCCAAAACAUCAGACAUUUGGUCAUACCAGAAAAUUUUAGGCCUGCACAAAUGCUGUGCUCUCUAAAACUGCCUAGUCAGCAUCCUCAUUUCAACAACAAACAGCAUUUUAGUAUCUUUGAAGAAGAUUCCCAUGUUCCAUUUGAAAUUGACAAUGCUAGUGGGGAUCUAUUUCUUUCCAAAGAACUUGAUUAUGAGACAGCAUCUCACUACUUCCUUAGAGUUGUUGUAAAUGAUUAUCUGAAUAGUCCUCCAUGGAAUGACACAGUUUUCCUCAGUAUUGACGUCGAAGAUCAAAAUGACCACUCUCCGGCUUUCCAGGAUGACUUUGUUGUAAUUGGGAUAGAGGAAAAUGUGCCCGUGGGCACUUUGGUGUAUACAUUUAAUGCAAAAGAUGGAGAUGGCAGUUUUUUAAACAGCAACCUUCAGUAUUCUAUACGCAGGAAUGACUUCACUGAAAAUCCAUUUCUAAUUCACCCUUCUUAUGGUAACGUAAUCACAGCAGUUCCUCUUGAUCGAGAGACGACUCCGGUUGUUGUCCUCACAGUGCUGGCAGCAGAUCAGGUGGUAAAUGUGAGUGAUCGCAGGCAGAGUUCGUUGACAGCAAAGAUUGUCAUUUUGGACGUCAACGAUAACCACCCUACCUUUGUUUCAUCUCCUCUUUCCUACGUUAGAGAGGAUGCAGAGGUAGGCUCAUUGGUGCAUCACAUAGUCGCACAGGAUCCAGAUCUAGGAAGGAAUGGGCAAGUCACAUACCAUCUUCUCUCAAACAACACAGACCAUGCAUUUGUAAUAGAUAAAAAUUCAGGACUGCUAACUACUGUCUUUGCUUUGGACCAUGAAUGCCAAGAACAUUACAACUUAACAGUUGUGGCCCUUGAUAAUGGUACUCCAGCUCUAUCUGCAACUCAGAGUCUGAUAAUAAUUGUUGUUGAUGUAAAUGACGAGGUGCCAAUGUUUACAAAAUCUCUAUAUGAAUCUUCCAUCUGUGAAAAUGAAGUUCCAGGAGCAGUUGUGAUUAAAGUUGAAGCCACAGAUAAAGAUUCAGGUAUCAAUUCUCUACUUCAGUAUGAAAUUUUAUCAGGACCUGGAUAUGAAUUUUUUCAAAUAAACCAAGAUACUGGAGAGAUUACAACAGCCAUCUCACUUGACAGGGAGACUCAAGAUAUCUUCACUAUUAAAGUUCUAGUUCAAGACAGCGGAACUCCCAUUUUAUCCAGUACAGCAUCAAUUGUCUUCAGAGUACUGGAUGAAAAUGACCACACUCCCAAGUUCCUCCUUCCAGUUUCUAAGAUCCAAAUUAUGGAGAACCAAGAGCCUUCAACAGUAUCAACUGUGUUGGCUAUAGAUAAGGAUGCUGCUGGUAAUGGAACUGUGCAAUAUCGGAUCAUUGGUGGAAAUGUCAGAGGAUAUUUUGCAUUGCACAAAACUUCAGGAGACCUCUUCACCACCUGCAGCUUAGAUCGAGAAAUUGUCAGCAACUUUACCCUGGUUAUUGAGUGUUUCGACUUGGGCAGCCCACCAAGAAGCUCUGUGACCCAACUGCAUAUCACAGUCCUGGAUGAAAAUGACAACAGUCCCUUGUUUGCAAGGAACCAUUAUCAAACAUCUGUGAGAGAAGAUCUUGAAGAAGGGUCAGCAGUUCUUGAACUUUUUGCAGCAGAUGCAGAUGAGGGUCCAAAUGGAGAGGUCACAUACUCUCUGACUGAGGACAUGCUUGGAGCAUUUACCAUUGAUAGGAUUACUGGUGUGAUAUUUACUACGAAACUGCUGGACCGGGAGAGAAAACCUCAAUAUGUAUUUAAGGCUUUGGCAACAGACUCUGGCAUCCUGGGACCAAGAAGCACGAGUGUUACAGUUAUUGUGCAUAUUGAGGAUGUCAACGACAAUAGUCCUUUUUUCCUGCAGAACCCUGUCAUAGCUCAUAUACCCUCGCAGGCACCUAUAAAUCUGACAAUAGCUACUGUGAGAGCCAAUGAUGUAGACCUAGGACUAAAUGGAGCUGUGACUUUUAGGUUUGUGAAGCCAGAAUCUAUGUUUCAGAUGGACCCAAACACAGGAGAAAUUUUUCUUCAAGAACCUUUACCUCUUGAAGGUUGCAUUACACACCUGAUAGUGGCUUCUGAUCAAGGGCUCCCAGCUAGAACAGCUACUGCUCUUUUGGCCAUCUACUCAGAAGCACAGACAGAGAUGAUUUCAUUCAGCCUUACUGAAUACAAAGCAACGGUUCCUGAAAAUAGUGCAAUAGGCACCUCUGUUUUCACUGUAGCUGCUUACAACCGUAGUUUGAUGGGAAAGAAUUUAAAACACACAGUCAUCGGUGAACAUGAAGAUAUUUUCGACAUCCAUCCCAUCAUGGGUGAAAUCACAGUAAAACAAGCUGAAUUACUUGACUACGAAGUGAGGAAAAAAGUGCAUUUUGCAGUCUUAGCUGAAAAUGGCUUGACUUCAGCAGUGUGUGGAGUGACAGUAUUGAUACAGGACAUGAACGAUAAUGCACCUCAAUUUGAGCAAAACUAUUUCAAAACAUCAGUGUGGGAGGGCCAGGCUUUCAAUACAUACAUCAUGCAGAUCUAUGCAACAGAUGAUGACACAGGAAUAAAUGGAGAAAUUGAAUAUUCAGUUAUAUCUGGCAACACAAAUGAAGCUUUUCUUAUUGAUUCAGCUCAAGGAAUUAUAUCAACGAAUACAAUCCUAGAUCGCGAAGACAUUUCAUCAUAUAGGUUAGUUGUGCAAGCUGUUGACAAAGGAAGCCCCAGGCUAUCUGCUACAAGCACAGUAGAAAUACAAGUUGUGGAUAUCAAUGACAACAUUCCGACUAUCCAACCAUUAGGCAUCGUGGAGCUCCCUGAAAAUGCCCCACUUGGCUUCCUGGUGAUGCAAGUAUCGGCAGAUGAUGCAGACCUAGGCCCACCUCUUCACUACAGUUUUGCUGAAGAUGGUAAUCUUGGAAUGAAAUUUGCAAUCGACCAAUACAAGGGAAUAAUCACAUUGGUGAAAGCAUUAGAUUUUGAAGAAACCACACGGCUUGAACUGUUGAUCAGAGUUUCAGAUUCUGUGCAUCAAACCACAGAACAACUUCUAAUAUUUAUAUUUGAUAUUAACGAUAAUCCACCGGUAUUUACUCAGGAUGCAUAUCUGGUGAUGAUACCAGAACAUAGACCUAUAACCACUUCUAUUUUGACUGUCUGUGCUACAGACAAAGAUUCAGAGGACAAUGGAAAACUAUCCUACAGAAUUUCCCCCUCCUCUGAUACAUUUUCUGUUGAUCCACAAAAUGGCUCACUAUAUCUGGUUAAGACAGUGACAUACCAGGAAAAGAAUUCAGUUAUUCAGCUCCAUGUGGAAGCCAGUGACAGAGGAAAUCCUCCUUUGAGUGCUAUUACUUCAGUGGUCAUACAGAUCCAGGAUGUGAAUAAUUAUACCCCUCAAUUUACCGUGCCAGCAUAUAAUCUCAGUAUCAGUGAAAAUGUCUCCAUUGGAGAGAGGCUGCUAACAUUCUCAGCUGUUGACUAUGACAGGACACAUGACAACACCUAUGUUGAUUAUGCUAUUAUUGGUGGUAAUGGUAGUAAUAAAUUCCAGAUGGAAAAAUGUAUCAUUGGGCCAGAAUCUCCAGGUAAACUAAUUGGAAAUCUUGUGUUGAGAAGUGUUCUGGAUCGAGAAAGAAGUUCAUCUUACCAAUUGUUAAUUCUUGCAUCUGACCAGGGAACUCCUUCUUUAAACUCCACAGCUACAGUGUCAAUCACUGUUUUGGAUAUUAAUGAUAACCCACCUGUAUUUACCAGUUUGGAAUAUCAUGUUAAUGUCAGAGAAAAUUUCCCAGUAGGCAGUCAUAUCACAGCAGUCUCAGCUAAUGAUUGUGAUGCUGGACCUAACGCAGACAUCACUUACAGUAUCAUCUCUGGAAAUGACAAGGGACACUUCCAUUUAGAUGGGAAAACUGGCUCCCUUGACCUGGUCAGAGCUUUGGAUUAUGAAGAAAUGAUGAAAUUCAGUCUGACUAUUCAAGCCUCUGAUGGAGGAGUUGGUGUAAAAAAUGUGGCUUUUGCUGUAGUUUUUAUCAGCAUCCUCGAUGCUAAUGAUUAUGUCCCAAUGUUUGUAUUUCCCAGCCUAGACUGCAGAAUACAUGAAAAUCUGCCUGCUUUUUCAUUUGUCUGCACAAUUUCUGCAUUAGAUUUUGAUACUGGACCCUAUGGUCAACUUUCUUACUCCAUCCAGUCGUCAUGUUUGUCUGGUCAUGGAACGCCUGGAGAUCAUGACAUGUUUUUCAUAGAUCCUGUGACUGGAGAUAUCCUCACCAAACAGGUGCUUGAUUUUGAAGAUCAGAAUAAGUUUUGUUUCAUAGUUCAGGCCAAAGACAGAAGCAAUUCAACAGCCACGGUUACUGUUCAAGUGGAUGUCGAGGGGGCUGAUGAAUUUGACCCUGUUUUUAACCAAGAUCAGUAUUUUUUUCAUUUCCCUGAAAAUAAUGAAGCAGGGCAGUUGAUUGGCAAAGUGACAGCAUCAGAUUAUGAUGGAGGAUUGGAUGGUGUCAUUCACUACACUUUGCUAAAACAGUCUCCUUUCUUUUCUGUGAACCACAGCAGUGGGUCCCUCUCCUUAACUAGGCCUUUUCAGAGGAAAAGAAGCAGUAUGAAGAGGACAGAUGAUACUCUUGAACUACUUAUAAAAGCUCAUAGCCCAAAGCUGGACUCAAAGUCCAGCACAUGCACAGUUCUGGUAAACAUUUCUAAUGCUCCAGAGAGUUAUUCCAUGUUGCCCAUGCAAACUGUGUCCAUUAGCAUCGCUUCCUCUACUGUAGCGUUCCUGUUUCUUGCCAUUAGUUUUGCUGUGCUUAUUGUUAGAUUCAGACAAAAAGAAAUAGUGAAUUCCAGUGUGAAGAAAGAGAUGGCAUCUCCCUCACCUACUGAUUUGAAAUUAGACCAGGAAAAUAGUGCUCCUAAAGACAUUCAGAAAUCCCGGAUCCAUGUAGCCAGUACCCUUCCAGUAGGCACCAUAGCUGAGUGGCUAAGUUUGGUAGGCAUCAAAGAGAGAAGGGACAUGAGUAAUCCUUGUAGGCAUUCAGACUCUAGUGGCCAUGGCUCUGCAGAAGGAGAAACUGCAGAAGAUGAGGAAAUAAAGAGGAUCAAUAAAUAUCCUUGCAGGAAGGGUUCCGGAUCAGCUUUAAGUGAUCGAGGCUCAAGUAUUCCAGAUUCGGGAAUUCCCAGAGAUUCUGACCCACUUUCAUGUCAGUCUGAGGAGACUGAUGUGUUGGCCGUUUCUCACAACAUAGAGACUGUCCAAUCUUUCAAAUAUGGAAGUGGAGGAGAGGGAAGAGAAUGUGAUACAAGGUACGCUUGCAAUAAAAAGCUAUCUCAAACGUAUUAUAAUAUGGGGAUAAAGGAAAAAGACAUUACGACAAACAUCACAAGUGAACAUAUCUUCAUACGUGAUGACCAGAACUCUUAUUAUGGAUCUCUUGCUACCCUAGUUGACUCUGAUGAGGAUCUCAGAGGUAACUAUAACUGGGAUUACUUGCUAAAUUGGGAACCCAGAUUUAAGCCUCUCGCGUCUGUGUUCAGUGAUAUUGCAGAACUGGAGGAUGAAAACAUUAAAAUGCAUAGCUUUCCUAAGGAGAGGAAAUCCUUCAUAUUUCCCCCUCCUCUCAUUACUUCUGUAGCUCAGCCUGGUUUAAAGACAGUUCCCCCACAAAUUCCAACUCUGUUGCCAGGUCAGGCAUUUAAAAAAUACCCACGCUCACCCCUCAUCCAUCACCUGAGAUACCCGCCAUCAGCUAUGACUCCCAGUUUUUCUCCUUCUCUGUCUCUGCUUACUACACAAACACCUACAGCAUCCCCAGUCAUCUCACAUCCUAGCCUGAAGGGAGUGUGCUCUGGUGGAACAGCAUGUGAACUUUCAACAGAAGUAGUUCAAGUAUAGAUUAUUUAUCAUUGACUUAAAAUGUUAAAUGAACAUUUAGCUAAAAGAUUUUGCCAUGCUCCUUAAUGAGCAUUGCAUGUCAUGUCUAUAUCUGUAUUUUUUUUAUGAGCUAAAAAUGACUUCGUCAAACCUUUUACCUGCCUAAAUAAUUCACUGCGAAAUGUACUUCAGACCUGUCAGGGACCUUCUUGAUCUUUCUUUACAAAAUGCUGUACAACUCAGAUUUCUACUGCAGACCCCAGAUAUUAAUGUUCUGUAUGUCCUAAGCAUCUAGGAGCAUCCCUGGUGGAACAGAACUUUCACAUAAUGCUUACUGUUAACCUCAGGUCAAUUGACGAGGAUGUGUGAAACUUGCUGGAUGUCCAUGGGGCACAUGGAGUCACUAUUUUAGCUGGUCUAACAUAUGCUCUGGUGUUGCCAAUUGGACACAGACAGCGACAUUUUUGUCCUUUCUCUCCAACUGCUCUGAUUCCUGAGCCAAGCACACUUCAGCUGAAGCAAAAAAAGAAAAAAAGUUGAUGCUACAUAAUAUUCAAUGCAUGUAGUAGUAUAUAUAUAGACACGCACACAUUUCAAAGUGUGCAUAUUUGUUGUAUCAAAUCAGCAUAUGUUUACCAAUAUUUUUAGUUUUCUUUUGUUUCACUAUGUAAUUAUAUGUCUUCGCACCUUCAUUACAACACCUUGAGUAAAAUGUUAGAAUUGGCUUUUGGUGAAUAGGAAAAGAUCCUAUAAAGGUUUGGUUUUCCUUGAGUGCAUCUAGAACAAGAAUGGUGCAAGACUGACUCUCUGGACUCACAUUUAAUGAUUGCUUAUUCUGAACUGCUGUGUUCAAGAUUCAAAAUAUCUUCAUCGACUUCUGUGUAGAAAUGGCAUCUCUAAAGGUAAGAGGGCUAAAAUAAAUAAAUACUGUUUCCAAAAUACGCUGGAAGUAAUGAUGGAUUCAGAAUGGCAAAACAAAUCAAAGAUAUAUUCCUAAUCAUUGUAGAAUGCUGAGAUGUCAUCCUUGAUUAUAGCGUCUGGCAACCUUGCUUUUGAUUUCAGUGAGUCUCCAUGCAUUUUACGUUGAGAUUGUCUAAAAGAUAUAUUUGGUGUCACUGGAUUGCCUUCUUUCAGUUGCCACCAUGCAAUUGCAUAUUCCCUUGGACUUGUUUAAAAGUGACAGAGUGACACUUAUCUGAUGACUAAGCACAGCCAGGAUUUUCCAGCUCUUGGGUACAGAAUGACUUUUGCUUAUGGUUCUUUGCUUUCCAUAGCCACAAUGGGAUCCAGCUACAAGCAUUUUUAAAAAAAUUUUAGUCAUGAUUUUUGUUCGGGCUUUUUAUACAAAGCACAAAAGUUUAUUAAAGCUUAUAAGAUAUGCUACACUAGCUCUCUCACAUAGCAGGUUUUUUUCCUGAUAUGAAAGCAUACCAAACAAAACAAAUGAAAUGGGCAACAUUAAUUUAUGAAUUCUGUAUUUGCAAAAUAUGUACAUAUAUAACAAAGUAUAACCAAAAAUGUAAGGUCAUGACAAAGACUUGUAUAAUUGCAUAACUAAAAAUGUAACAGUAUUUUAAAUAUAAUUUUUAUAUUUUUUCUACUGUGAAAUCUUAGUUUUUAUUUUUCUUCGUUUUACUGUAUCGAGGCAAAAUACUCAGUGGUAAGGAUAUCCAAUGUUUGGAUUUCUGAAUCUUUCCUGGCCCAGGUCUACCAAAGGAGGUAGUCCAGAGGAGGAAGGUGUUACUGAGUUAAGAGGCCUAGUUUUAAAGAACUGGCAUAGGUUACAUGCUGUAAGCAGGGCUUGGUUCCAAUCCCAGUUUAUCCCCAUACCCAGCUUUUUAGAUAUAUAUACUAUAUUGGUAUAUACCCUAUAUUGGUAGCCAACUGGCUACCAAUAGAGGAUCACUGUACAGCUGGAACAAUUAUCCCCCAUAGAGAUUAAUAUUUAACAAUUUUAUAUCUAGAGAGAUGUUCCAAUUACCCCAUUCUCACAAAGACAAAGAAAGGAAUUCCAGGGGCUGGGAUUAAGGAUUUAUUUAUUUAAAAAUAUAGAUGUCUGAUACAUUUUGAUUACCUGUUCUUAAUGGAUAAUACUAUCUUCUAGUCCUUCCUUUUCCACCCUUUGGGCCCCCAGAUGUUGUUGGAUUACAGUCCCCAUAAUUCCUGACAGUUGGCCAUGCUGGCUGGGGCUGAUGGGAGUUGCAGUCCAGCAACAUCUGGGGACUCAAAGUUUGGGAAGGGCCAUUUAGUCUUCAUUAGUCUUCUUGAACUUACUUACCUUUUCAUUUCAACAGGCACUUUUAUAUGUUUCUCUGAUUUUUAUCUCUAUUUUAUAUUUUGUAACCGUAUUGUUCAUGGCUUAGAGACUACAGCUGUUAAGAUGUAUGUAAAUUGUUGAAACACAUAAUAAAUAAACAAGAUAACCUACCAUCCUCAAACAGCCAGUGUUAGAAACACAUCAGAUUUCUAUGCAAUUGUUGGAACUUUUAUUUAUUUAAUUUUCAAAAUCUAAUACAGAUACAUAUACAAAUACAGACCAGAAAUGAAUAUUUUGUAAUUAGUUAAUUUAUUUAAAGAA